CUCAUUACAUAUAUCUCUCUCUAGUAAUUUUAGUUUCACACAAUUUGAUCAUGAAGGUUGAAGUACAGAAAAGAUAUGCUUUGCUACUAGCAGCAAAUGAUUCUGAGUAUGUGAAGGAAGUGUAUGGUGGCUAUUUCAAUGUGUUUGUUGCAGCUUUCGGGGAAGAAGGAGAGAGGUGGGACUUGUUUAGGGUUGUUGAAGGAGAGUUCCCAGACAUCAAUGACCUCCAAAACUAUGAUGGUUUUGUGGUGAGCGGUAGCCCUUUUGACGCUUACGGCAACGACCAUUGGAUUCUCAAGCUUUGCUUUCUAUUGCAAACCUUGGAUUCCAUGCAUAAGAAAGUCCUUGGUAUUUGCUUUGGACACCAGGUUUUGUGCAGAUCAUUGGGUGGAAAAGUUGGGAAGGCAAACAGUGGUUGGGAUAUUGGGCUAAGAAAAGUGAAAAUUGUGAAAGAUUUCUCGCCAUGCAGUUUCCUUGAAGGGUCGGAUGAAAUCCCAGCAGCCCUUUCAAUCAUUGAAUGCCACCAAGAUGAGGUAUGGGAGGUUCCUGUAGGUGCUGAAGUCAUUGCAUAUUCAGAUAAAACUGGCGUGGAGAUGUACACCAUCAGAGACCACAUUCUAGGGAUUCAAGGUCAUCCAGAGUACACCAAAGACAUUCUUAACAAUCUCAUCGAUCGUCUUCUCACAAACGAAUCUAUAGAGAAAGGUUUUGCUGAAGACGCCAAAUCGAAAUUGCAGAUAGCCGAACCAGAUAGAAAGUGUUGGGAAAAGAUUUGCAAAGGCUUCCUCAAGGGGAGAUGGAAUUAACUA
Messenger RNA from Cornus florida, 809 nucleotides. RefSeq names its product gamma-glutamyl peptidase 3-like. NCBI's taxonomy places the organism in Eukaryota, Viridiplantae, Streptophyta, Magnoliopsida, Cornales, Cornaceae. The transcript is spliced from 3 exons. The record is from RefSeq and is a predicted model, not a curated record. Gene Ontology annotation, cellular component: cytosol. Bases 51 to 806 code for a protein of 251 amino acids.